Hirsutella rhossiliensis is the source of this 429-nucleotide messenger RNA. RefSeq names its product pam16 domain-containing protein. Lineage: Eukaryota; Fungi; Ascomycota; Sordariomycetes; Hypocreales; Ophiocordycipitaceae. The record is from RefSeq and is a predicted model, not a curated record. Gene Ontology annotation, biological process: protein import into mitochondrial matrix. The coding region runs from base 1 to 429 and encodes 142 amino acids. The transcript has 2 exons. Gene Ontology annotation, cellular component: TIM23 mitochondrial import inner membrane translocase complex.
AUGGCGCACCGCUUCGUCUUCACCGCCUUCCUCACUGGAUCCCGGAUCCUCGGCCGGUCUUUCAUGGCGGCCUACAAGCAAGCGCAGGCGGCGUCGCAGUACCAGCGUGCCCAGGGCAAGAUGAACGGCGGGUCGGGCGCCUCGGCGCGCGCAUCCUUGUCCUCGGGCAUGACACUCGACGAGGCCUGCCGCAUUCUCAACGUGAAGCCCCCGGCCAACGGGCAGGCUAGCGUCGAGGAGGUCCUCGACCGGUACAAGCGCCUGUUCGACGCAAACGAUCCCCAGAAGGGGGGCAGCUUCUACCUCCAGAGCAAGAUUGUCCGAGCCAAGGAGCGUUUUGAGCGGGAGCUUGGGCCCAUGAGAGAAAAGGCGGAGCAAGAGGCCGAGGCCAAGGAGGGGUGGAAGCCCAAGAUCUACAAGGACCGGUAG